Messenger RNA from Lodderomyces parapsilosis, 2379 nucleotides. It is a transcript of the gene LIG1, whose product is annotated as tRNA ligase. Gene Ontology annotation, cellular component: nuclear inner membrane. NCBI's taxonomy places the organism in Eukaryota, Fungi, Ascomycota, Pichiomycetes, Serinales, Debaryomycetaceae. The record is from RefSeq and is a predicted model, not a curated record. The coding region runs from base 1 to 2379 and encodes 792 amino acids. Gene Ontology annotation, biological process: tRNA splicing, via endonucleolytic cleavage and ligation. Gene Ontology annotation, molecular function: ATP binding; phosphoric diester hydrolase activity; RNA ligase (ATP) activity. The transcript has a single exon.
AUGCGUGAUUCAAAGGAGGAAGUAGAACAACUUUGUCUAAAGCUCCAAGAAUCAACCAAGCUCAAACGCAAUGGUAAAUGUAUUAAAUUCACCAACUAUGCACACAACACCACCAUUGCUAUCGAUUCAUGGAAAUUUCUUGAUUUCGAUUAUGGUAAAGACAAAGUACGAUUACCAAUUCAAGCUAGAGGGUUGUUCACCAUCAACAAUGAGUACAUAGUGGUGCGUGGAUACGAUAAGUUUUUCAAUGUUGGUGAAAAGAGUUUCACCAGGGAAGAUGACUUGAAAAAGACAUCAGGUCCUUAUGAUGUCACACUAAAAGAAAAUGGUUGUAUCAUAUUCAUCAGUGGGUUACCCACAGGCGAUAUUCUAGUUUGUUCGAAACACUCUACUGGGUUAAGAGACGACAACACAAGGAACCAUGCUUUAGAAGGUGAAGCUCAAUUACGUCAACAUUUGGGUGACGAGAGAAUGGGCCAAUUAGCACGCUAUUUGUACAAGCACAAUUUGACCGCGGUAACUGAAUUGUGUGACGAUGAAUUUGAAGAGCACGUGUUGCCCUAUCCAAAGGACAAGUCGGGCCUAUACCUACACGGUUUGAACUACAACACAAUUAAAUUGCAAACUGUGCCAAUAGGUGAAGUGGUCAAGUUUGCACAAGAAUGGGGCUUCAAAACUAUUGAAUAUCUUCUGUUUAACGACGUUGAUGCCCUUUUCAAAUUUCUUCACAAAUGCAGCGAGACCGGCACCUACAAUGGACGUGAGGUCGAGGGUUUCGUUGUUCGUUGCAAACGUAAUGGCGAUGACUUCUUUUUCAAGUAUAAAUUCGAAGAGCCAUAUUUGUUAUAUCGUCAAUUCCGUGAAGUCACGCGACAAAUGUUGAAUGGUACCCCUUCUCAUUCUGUAAAGAUUAAAAAGAACAAGUACAUCACUAAGAAAUAUCUUGAAUUUGCUGACAAGUUAUUCACUGAAAAACCGAAAUUAAAAGAGUGUUUCCAACAGGGCCACGGUAUUAUCCAUGUUCGUCAAUUGUUUUUGCAAGAUUUGCAUGAGACCAAUGGUAUGAACUUGUUAACAAUUGAUGCAAAACUCACGGAGGAGAUGAAGAAUCUAGAUUUAGAGGAUGAAAAUACCACGAAAUUUUUACUUGUGUCUAUAUCUACAUUAGGUUGCGGUAAGACCACCGUGUUCAAUACGUUGCAUUCAUUAUUUCCCGAUUGGAUUCACAUCCAAAAUGACAAUGUUGCCAAAAAAGCCAAGCUAAAAAUUACCGACUUGGCCUUACAAGCUUUAGAUAAUUACCCGGUGGUGAUAUUUGAUAGAAAUAACUCGGAAUAUAGAGAAAGGAAACAGAUAUUCACCACGAUUUCAGAAAAGAGACAUUUAUACUUGGAUGAUGCGAUCAAUAUCAAGUAUAUUGGUAUCAAUUUUGUUCAUGAUGUGAGUCAGGAGGAACUUUGGCGCAUCACAUAUGAUAGAGUGAAAAAGAGGGGCGACAACCAUCAACUGUUGAAGGCAGCCUCGGAUGCAGAAUUGACGACCAAAGUAAUGAAGGGGUUUAUGUCACGGUUCGAACCAGUGAAUACCGAGCGUCUUCCGGACUCUCAAUUUGACCACGUGAUUAACUUGAAGUUAAAUGAGAAUGAUUCUUCGUUGGAAAAUGUAAAGAUCAUCAUUGAUGAAUUGUCAAAGGCGUAUCCUCAGUUGGUCAAGAAUCGACCAACAGACGAGGAGAUUGAGGCAAGGUUCCGAGAGAGCUUGGAGUAUAAGCCAACUUUCACAAAGAAUAUGACAUCCAAUGGCAAGAGAUUGGACCCAACAUACUAUGCAAUCUCAAUCGACCGACAACAUGUUGAGGAUUUGUUUUAUGACCUCAAUGAAAACGAUGAGUUUAAUCGAUUGAAAAAUGAAAAGCUAGUGCAGGAAACAUUCCAUGUUACGCUAGCUCAUAUAGCUAGUUCAACUUUACCUGGAAAUAAAGCCAAGUGGAAAAAAAUCAAGAAAUUGUUGGUUAGUGGCGAAGGUAGGCAAGGAGAAAGAAAUGUGCUCGAGUUCCACGCCAAAGUGAGGCUUGUUCAAUUCGUGUUCAAUAGGGGCAAGCUCAUCUGCAUCAAAUGUGAAAUUAUAUCAAUCCAUCACAACAAAAGUAAUGAAGUGGUUGAAAUUGAACCUCUUAAUAAACAUACGCACAUCACAGUGGGAUGUUUUCCACCUACAAAGCCAGUUGAAUCAAAUGCGACUUUGGAGGAGUUAUACGGCGAUGAUUCAAAGCAAAUAAAACAAGAUGGGGUUUACGAAGUUGGGGAAGAUGUGAUUGAGGUCAAAAAAUUGACCACUGAUGUGGUAUUGGAGAAUCAGAAGCUAUUUGUGUAUUAUUAG